This is a messenger RNA of Lactuca virosa, 378 nucleotides long. Lineage: Eukaryota; Viridiplantae; Streptophyta; Magnoliopsida; Asterales; Asteraceae. The record is from the annotation of a GenBank genome assembly.
AUGAAUAAGAAGUCGACUAAUCGAGUACACCAUCGUCGACUAAUAGAUUACACCAUUGUGGCAUCGUCGAUCAAUAACAAGCGAUUGCGACCAGUCGACCAUCGUCUAGCAAGCAUCGUCCAGCAAGCUCCUCUCUCUGUCGUCGCCUCGUUGAAGAAUCGUUGGAGAAUCGGCAAUCCAGGAAAUAUGAAUUCAAACAGUCAAAAUCAUGCUCCAACUGCAAGUAGUCAAGAUGUGGGAGAUAUUCGCCAAUCUAUCUUGGUGCAAGAAAAAAAGAAAGUAGAUGAGCAUCAUGGAUUUAGGAAGUAUGUGGGAGGUCUUCAACCUUUGUUUAAGAAUUAUGAGGUUUAUUUACAUGCCUUGUCCGCAUACAUCUGA